CGCCGCCGCCGCCGCCCCGGUCCGCGCCGCCCGCCCGCGGGGUCUGCAGGCCCGCCCGCGCGGCAGCGCCCGGGAGCCCGGCUGCACCCGAGGCCAGACACCUGUCGGCCGGGCCGGCGUGGUCGCGCGGCCAGGAUGAAAGUGACCGUGUGCUUCGGCAGGACGGGCAUCGUGGUGCCCUGCAAGGAGGGCCAGCUGCGCGUCCGGGAGCUCACGCAGCAGGCGCUGCAGCGGUACCUGCGGACCCGGGAGAAGGAUCCUGGCUACUGGGUAAAGAUUCAUCACUUAGAAUACACAGAUGGAGGAAUCCUGGAUCCAGACGAUGUCUUGGCAGAUGUCGCUGAAGACAAAGAUAAGCUGAUUGCUGUGUUUGACGAACAAGAACCACUCCACAAGAUCGAGAGCCCGGGUGGAAACCCUGCAGGUCAGCAGAGCCCAGAGGCUUUUGAAACGGAAGUGGCUGCCCAGCUGGCUGCGUUUAAACCAAUCGGUGGGGAAAUUGAAGUAACCCCUUCUGCUCUGAAAUUAGGCACUCCUCUGCUGGUGAGGAGAAGCAGUGACCCAGCGCCAGGCCCACCUGCUGACGCCCAGCCAAGCGCUUCGCAGCCCAGUGGCCAGAGUCUGAAGCCUGCGAUUCCAGAUUCCACACAGAACUUAGAAGAUGGAGAAGUUAUGAUGACAGAACUACUGACAUCGCCGAAAACUAAGGAUGCAUUGAGUGAUAUGACAAGAACAGUGGAGAUUUCUGGGGAAGGAGGCCCCUUGGGAAUACAUGUAGUCCCCUUCUUUUCAUCUCUGAGUGGAAGGAUUCUAGGACUCUUCAUCCGUGGCAUUGAAGAAAACAGCAGGUCCAAGCGGGAGGGCCUGUUUCACGAAAAUGAAUGUAUUGUAAAAAUCAACAAUGUGGACCUCGUAGACAAAACCUUUGCUCAGGCUCAGGAUGUCUUCCGCCAGGCAAUGAAAUCUCCCAGUGUGCUCCUCCAUGUGCUUCCACCUCCACACCGGGAACAGUAUGAAAAAUCUGUCAUUGGACCUCUCAACAUUUUUGGUAACAAUGAUGGUGUUUUGAGAACGAAGAUGCCGCCUCCUGUCCAUGGAAGAUCAGGAAUAAAGACAGUUCAUCUCACAGGAGCGGGCAGUCCUGAAGAAGAUGCGUCAACUUCCAUACCACAAAGCAGGAGCCCUCGAGUACCAAGAGUCGGUAGAAACGCAUCGUCGCCCUCUCUCUCCCCUCUCCUGGGGUUUGGCAGCAAGAAAAAUGCAAAGAAAAUUAAGAUUGACCUAAAGAAAGGCCCUGAAGGACUUGGUUUCACUGUUGUUACCAGAGACUCUUCCAUACAUGGUCCUGGUCCCAUUUUUGUAAAAAACAUUUUACCAAAGGGAGCAGCAGUAAAAGAUGGCCGCCUGCAAUCAGGGGACAGAAUCUUGGAGGUAAAUGGCAGAGAUGUCACUGGACGGACUCAGGAAGAGCUUGUGGCCAUGCUGAGGAGCACCAAACAGGGAGAGACAGCAUCACUGGUCAUUGCCCGCCAAGAAGGAGCUUUUCUGCCCCGAGAGCUGAAAGGAGAACCUGACUGCUACGCACUCUCCCUGGAAACAACGGAGCAGCUCACCUUCGAGAUCCCCCUCAAUGACUCAGGUUCUGCUGGCCUCGGGGUGAGCUUGAAAGGGAACAAGUCUCGAGAAACUGGAACAGACUUAGGGAUUUUUAUUAAAUCCGUCAUCCAUGGAGGUGCUGCUUUUAAGGAUGGUCGUCUGCGGGUGAAUGACCAGCUGGUUGCCGUUAACGGGGAAUCUCUUUUGGGGAAGUCUAACCACGACGCUAUGGAGACACUCAGGCGAUCGAUGUCCAUGGAAGGAAACAUCCGAGGGAUGAUCCAGUUGGUGAUCCUGAGGAGGCCAGAGAGACCACUGGAGGAGCCUGCAGAAUGUGGGGCAUUUUCUAAGCCAUGCUUUGAGAACUCUCAAAACGCUAUACCCACCUCCAGGAGAAAUGAGAAUAGUGCGUUGCAUCCGUUUGGCAUGUACAGUCCACAAGACAGGCAGAAAGAGCCAUCGCUGCCCGGUGACGGAUGGGCCGAGAGUCAAGUACCGCCUUCCCCAUCACCACAUCCUGUUCUGGAACUGGGCCUUGAAGAUUACAGCCACAGCGCUGGAGUGGACUCGGCAGUAGGUUUUCCGGAUCAGCACAUCAACUUCAGAUUGGUGACACCAGCCAGGCAGCCCGAAUCGCUGAAUCUGAAAGCCUCGAAGAGCAUGGACCUGGUGCCCGAUGAAAGCAAAGUUCAUUCAUUGGCUGGACACAGAUCGGAAUCUCCGAGCAAAGAUUUCGGUCCGACUCUGGGUUUGAAGAAGUCCAGUUCCUUGGAGAGCCUGCAGACGGCGGUGGCUGAGGUCAGGAAGAACGAGCUGCCGUUCCACAGGCCCCGGCCGCACAUGGUUCGUGGCCGCGGCUGCAAUGAGAGCUUCCGAGCGGCCAUUGACAAAUCCUACGACGGGCCCGAGGAGGCGGAAGCUGAUGGUCUGUCUGAUAAGAGCUCUCACUCCGGCCAAGGAGCUGUGAAUUGUGACUCUGCUCCUCAGGGCCACUCUGAGAUAGAGGACGUGGAAAAUAAAGCCAGGAAGGUCAAGAAGCCCAAAGAGAAGGAGAAGAAGAAAGAAAAGGGCAAACUGAAAGUCAAGGAGAAAAAGCAGAAAGAGGACAGUGAAGAUCCAGACAGGAAGAUGAAGAGGAAGGGACUGGGCGCCAUGCUGAGAUUUGGUAAGAAGAAAGAGGAUAAGGGCGGGAAGGCUGAGCAGAAAAACCCUCCACAGCGCAAGCACGGUGGCCUGAGAGACGAGGAGCUGGACACAAUGAGGGAGGAGCGCGCGAGGAUUGGAGCAAAACAUCAGGAGUUAAGGGAAAAGCAGGCAAGAAGUCUUGUUGAUUAUGCUACUGGUGCAAUCGGAUCACUGCAUGAUAUGGACGAUGAUGAAAUGGACCCCAAUUACGCCAGAGUGAACCACUUCCGGGAACCAUGCGCAUCAGCAACUGUCUAUAGGUCUCCGUCUCCCCCACGGACUGGACCGCUGGGUUACCCUCGGGAUGGCCGUCCACUGUCUCCAGAGAGAGACCACUUAGAGGGUCUCUAUGCCAAGGUCAACAAGCCUUACCAACCUCCCAUGCCAGUUGACAGUGGCCGUCCCACCAGCGGAAGCACUGACCGCAUCCAGAAGUUGCGGAAGGAGUACUACCAGGCUCGGAGGGAGGGCUUCGCUUCCUACGAGGAGGACGACGGAAGAGCAAGGCCGUCCGAUUAUGACCUUCACUGGGUGUCUGGAAUGGGUCCAGAUGGGAGCGCACACAACCUCCGCUUUGAGGGGAUGGAGAGACAGUACGCAUCCCUACCCAGGGGAGGACCAGCCGAUCCUGUUGACUAUCUGACAGCAGCACCUCGAGGGCUCUACAAGGAAAGGGAGCUUCCGUAUUACCCAGGGGCUCACCCUGUGCAUCCUCCCAAAGGGAGCUAUCCCCGGCCCCCAGAUCUGAGGGUCACAGACCUCCGGUAUCCUCAGUAUUACCCGCCGCCGCCAGCCCCCCAGCACAAAGGACCCUUCCGGCAAGACGUGCCGCCUUCCCCUCCUCAGCACCACAGGGUGCCAACCUAUCCAGAAAUGGGCAGACCAGGGCCCCAUGGGGGCAGCCCAGACCAGUACCCAUACCGCACCCAGGAUCCCCGGCAGAAGGACCCCAUGACUGCAGCCGUAUAGCUGAACCCAGCUCAGCGCAGCCCGGAAAGGAAGAUGUCUACCAUCAUCUUUGUCCUUCCUACACCUUAAGGCCUUCAUCCUGUUAAGAAUUCUCCAUGGUACCGAUGAGGUUUUUCUCAUUGAGGUUGCAACACUUGACUGCUAAUCACAGGGGAAAGGGAGGGACAGGAGUUUGGGGGGAAAAUCAGGAGGAAGAGAAAAGAUGGGGCCAUAAAAAUAAUACUGCCUGAUAUUUGAAAUACUGUUAGAAUUGUUCAGUUCAGUGAGUGUGGUAAUUGCACAGGCAAAUAACAGUGGAGAUGUACCACAUGGUGCCUCCCCUGCUAGAUUACCUGCUGGGGCACACGUGCCCCACAGGAUGGGCAGCACAGAGGCCAUCUCGUCCAGGAUCAUCAUCCAUUUGGAGGCUGAGCUUCAGCCACAGUAUUAGAGUUGUCAAGUCGAUGGGCAUCUUAAGUGAGUAGGUUUUUCUUUGAAAAAGCAAACACGACUGGUGAUCUCUUUGAAAUGCUUUAUACCUGGAGGAAGACUGUGUCUCUUCAUCUGUGGAAUUUCUCAGGUUCCCGGCACCACUCAUUUGGUAUAAGCAUUUCACAUUUCCUCACUUUUUAUAUAAAAGUAAGAUGCAAAUGCAGUAUUAGUGUCCUGGGAGAAUGUGCAAAGCCAGUCAGAGCUUCCAGAAAGAGUAAGUUCUGAGGGCCCGUGCCACCACGUUCCGAGCCUGACGCUCCUGUGGUCCCCACCUUUAUCCUCCCGUGUCCCAGGCAGGACCAGGGACCAGGAGACACCUGGUUUGAGUCAUCCCCAAGGCUUCUGCCUGUGGUUACUGUAACUGGGCCUCUGUGUCACGGCUCCCACUUGAGAGCUGAACUGUACUUGAGAAAAAGAGGCCCCGCUGGUUAGGUCACCCAGGAAGCAGUGUCCUGGAGGUACCGGCUCCAGAUCAGUGCCAAACAGUACCACCUGCACCAGGGCCAGGGAGGGGCUGGCGUGGCCUGUGGAGGCUGACCACCGGCAGGUAGUAGAUGGCAGGGACCGACUGUGUGUGUGUGUGUGUGUGUGUGUGUGUGUGUGUGAAGGCAUGUGAUUACCAGUAUGGAGAGUGGAAGAUAAAAAUGCUUUCUGGAAAGUUGGAUGAGGAAAGGAAUAAAAAGGAAAAAAGAAAACAGAAAGAAGGGAAGGGAGAAGCGGCGUGGAAGGGGGUCAUGCUGUACCUGCUCUGCUUCACUUACAAACGUCAGGACAGGACCACGGCCAGGGGCUCCAACUGGGCAAAGAAAGUCUUGGGGCUUUGAAAAGCUGAAACCCCACCCAAAACCCAUCCCCAUUUCUUUUGAGCUUUGCGGCUAAUUUCUACUUAUUACGACAGAACGUCUAAAACUUAUACCCUGACUCCAAAGAGAAUGCAGACAAGGGACUGAGAAAGAGCAGGAGCUGGGAGCGGCUCUUGAGAUUAUUGAGUGGCGCCCGAAAUACUUUCAGCCUUUUCACAUUCCCUCUUCACUCCCUCCAAAAAAAAGCAGUCAAGUUCAAUUUAGACAUAUCUUGGCCAAGAUUAGAAUAUCUCUGACUGAUAGGAUCUAAUAAAUUAUCGUAUCAUUGAAUAUAUAGAGUACCCAUCUAGCCCAGUCUAGUCUUAUUUUUUUUAUUUAAAAUAGAGUUGUUACCAGGAAUGAUGCAACUGCUGAUUUUAGAUGUAAAUGGUGUUAUUUACUGGACUUUGAGAGGCCCCGUUUUCUGAAUGACUGUUCACUUAUGGCCCUCUGGAAAACAGACUGGCAGGUUGCUUUUUGCCCUCUGUCAUCUCUCUUAAGCCAGGACCUUUCGAUUGUUUGCAGUUUGUGCAAAGAGGUUGGGAUCUCGGCCUUGCUCGCCUAGAGGUGGAGUGAGGGAGCUGCGGGGUCUCCCCGCCCAUGUGCUCGAUGCUGCCUCCCCUCACGCUAAGUAAACCUUCAAGCAGAAAAUGACACGGCGAGGGAAGUGUACUUGUUUUGAAGCAUUAACAAUCAGCUCUUCAGUGUGUUCCAUAGUUUAACCAAAGUCCUGCAGACUAGUGAACGUAACCGAGCCAGAAGCUCCUUCUGAAUGAAGGCCAAGGCCACCGGAGGGGCAGUGGGAGCAGUGGGGCACAGUGAGGUAUUCUGUCGUGUCAGAGGAGUGGCCCUUAUAGGAAGAAGGCCCAUGUGUCCACCCCGCAGCCGCCCUGGGAGGACAAUGCCUCCUGGCCGCAAGCUCGGGGCAAGUUGCUGGAAGCGGAGGGACACACAGUCAUAAAACAGCUGCGGAUCCUGAGGGCAGCCAGUGAGGUGAGGGUACUAUUGGUGUGGACAAAAGUAGAUUAUAGCAGCUUUCUUCUCUUGCUUGGAGUAGAACACAUAUCCCAUUUGACCCUGCCCGCAGGAGGCGGAACUCAGCUGUGCGACAGAGGCUCCAUCAAGCCAAGCAACAACUCAGACCUGCUCAAGUGUGAGCUUUAUAAAUGCCUGUGCCCCAGCCCUCCAGGUGUCACCACCCAGAGCUCACAGAGCUCCCUCCCAGUAUUUAGAAGACAAGGCUGUUUAGGAGGUGCACAGCAGCAGGAAAUAGUCCUGCUUUAUUUAUGGCCUUGGAAAAGCUCAAUCAGGUGUCUCCUCGUAGCUCAGAACGCUGAGAGCCCUCAGGAACAGCGUGGCACGGUGAGUGGCAAACCCAUCCACGCACACGCCCCCUCGACAGAUCUGACCGCUGGGUCAUUUAGGCCUGGAAAUGGUGGCUUCAAGUCACUACAUACUUCAAGGAGCUCUGAUUUUGUCCCUUUCUGCAGGAGUAGAGAGAUGAAAGGGAGCAGAUCACUGAAAACUUUUACAUGCAGGAGAAUUGAGCCCUCGCAGGGAGAGAAGUUCCUGCCGUUCACCCAUGUGCUGUCGGGCGGCGGCCGUCUCUCUCCUGGUUUGACAUUGCUUCCCCACAAUAUCCGAUCAGUGGAUGAAGGCAAGCUCACUGACAGGAGCAUUUUCUUAAAUCACGAUUGACUAACAAAAAUUGGAAAAAAAUUACUGUGAAACUCAUAAUUCUUAAGUCUUUAGGUCUAUAUGCGUUGACCCGCACAGGACAGCACACAGCAAAGACCUUACAAUCAAGAGCUUGGUGCGAUCCGUAGACCCACUGUCACCCUGGGGGAAACUGUGCGCACUGCCUGAGAGAGGAGAUUUGAGACUUCAUUGUAGCUUUAUUUUUGCCACCAAUUAAAUAAAAUUAAAACGUGAUGCAUUAUUCCUCCCAAAGAUUCGUGAACUUCUUGAACUAACCCUAUUUCCUGAAGGAAAUCCACCUGACGGUUUUUGGAGUUGUCAUGCCUGGAGAUCAAACUUUUAAAGGGUUUUUCCCCUCACCUGUAACCGCAGAUUCAUUGUCCCCGGAGGAACAUCUUCAUGUUUCAGGGGAUGGAGAGAGCUGGCGAGUCUGGUAUGGAUAGGAGUGUGUGUCUGUAAAGUUCCCAUUGGCGUUAAACUCUGAAAUCCAUAAUGAACAGCCUUCAAAUUGGUGCUAAAUUGCGUAGACGCCCUACCGCUCUCUGAGUCCAUGAGCAACAGCUUGUCCAGAGUUAGCAGAGUUGGGUAGGAGGGAGCUGGAUGCAGAAGCAGCCCGCAGUAUUACGUCUCUGCACUCCCAGUUUGCACCGACUUGGGUGGAAACGAUGCAAUGAGACCAGAAAGAGGAGUCUCCAUAAGAUAUCCCUACAAAGUCGCCGUUCUGAGAAAAAGGAGAAUAAAAGGUAUCUAAAAUAAGCCUAGGCUCUCAUAUGCGGCUAGGACUUCUAAGUGAGAAUCUUUCUCCCUCAGGCCCUUAAAAUAGCCAUAGAAUCACACACAGCCUGACUUCGAAAGAUAAGCUUAGCCAGGGAGCACGGAGCGGAGCAUGAGCCAGCCCCACAGACUGUCUCCUGACUCAGCCCUUUGCGAGUGUUCUGUUCCAUCCAUGACGACUGCAGUGUGUUUACUACUGGAACAUAAAACAAAACCUGCUGUUUAUAUAGUCACUUUUUCUAGUGUUUUCCUGUGCUUUUAUGAUACCAAGUCUGUUUAUAAGUUCUGGAGAUAAAUUAUGUGAAAUCCUAUUUUGGCAUAUGGGGGUGGAGAAUGGAUUCUUUACAGGCUUUUUAGAUGAUCCCAUUUGUACCACAGAAAACACUUUGGAUGUUGUUAUAUAUGAAUAUAUAAAUUUUUCUUGUUUCAUUUUGCAUUAAAAUAAAGCUUUAUUCAGUCA
Molecule: messenger RNA, 7995 nt
Organism: Equus quagga
Lineage: Eukaryota; Metazoa; Chordata; Mammalia; Perissodactyla; Equidae
Gene: PARD3B
Product: par-3 family cell polarity regulator beta
Exons: 23
Coding region: 136-3750 (1204 amino acids)
Biological process (GO): establishment of cell polarity; cell adhesion; intracellular protein localization
Cellular component (GO): apical plasma membrane; cell cortex; apical junction complex
Molecular function (GO): protein binding; phosphatidylinositol binding
Source: RefSeq, a predicted model, not a curated record